AUGAGUCGGGAAGUUUACGCAAACACAGGAGUGACUGCACACAACACAUCUCGCUUAGAAGAAGUCAUCUAUGACAACGAGCUAAACUUGGAGACUCGCUGGAACAGCAACAACCAAGAUUCUACAAACUCAGGAGGAGACACUGCAUGGAGCAGGUGUUACAGACUGACUGUAGUGUGUGUGGUGCUGCUGUGUGUUCUCCUGCUGACUGCCGUCACAGUGCUGUGGAUCAAAUACAACAUCCUUAACACACAAUAUAACCAGUUACAGACCAGUUACAACAACCUGACUAUUGAAAAAGACCAGUUACAGACCAGUUGCAUCAACCUGACUAUGGAGAGAGACCAGUUGCAAAUCAGAUACAACACACUGACUACAGAAAGAGACCAGUUACAGACCAGUUACAACACCCUGACUAAAGAGAAAAGCCAGUUGCAAAGUAGAUACAACACACUGACUACAGAAAGAGACCAGUUACAGACCAGUUACAACACCCUGACUAAAGAGAAAAGCCAGUUGCAAAGUAGAUACAACACACUGACUACAGAAAGAGACCAGUUACAGACCAGUUACAACACCCUGACUAAAGAGAAAAGCCAGUUGCAAAUCAGAUACAACACACUGACUACAGAAAGAGACCAGUUACAGACCAGAUACAACACCCUGACUAAAGAGAAAGACCAGUUGCAAAUCAGAUGCAACACACUGACUACAGAAAGAGACCAGUUACAGACCAGUUACCAUACUCUGACUAAAGAGAAAGACCAGUUGCAGACCAAUUACAACAAUGUGACUAAAGAGAAAAAACUGUUGCAAGCCAGUUACAGCAUCCUGACUUCAGAGAGAGACCAGUUACAGACAAAUUAUACCAUCCUGAUUUCAAAGAAAGACCAGUUACAGACCAAUUACAACAUCCUGACUUCAGAGAGGGACCGCCUACAGACCAGUUGCAACACCUUGUCUACAGAGAGGGACUGGUUACAGACCAAUUAUAGUACCCUGACUACAGACAAAAAUCAGCUACUCACCAAUUCACGUUUGGGGUGGAGAUAUUUCAACUCCAGGUCUUACUUCAUCUCGACUCAGAAGAAAACCUGGGAUGAGAGCAGACAGGACUGCAUAUAUAAAGGAGCAGAUUUGGUGAUAAUAAACAGCAGGGAGGAACAGGAAUUUAUCCUGAAACAGUUGGGCUACAGAGGUCGGGGUUGGAUUGGUCUUAAUGACAAAGACACAGAGGGCAAGUGGAAAUGGGUGGAUGGUACACUACUGAUGACUGGGUUCUGGUGGUACGGUGAACCCAACAAUGCUGGGGGAGAGGACUGUGUUAUAACAGCCUCUGUACUUGCUAAACAUAACAUAUUGACAUGGAAUGAUUUUCCAUGUAACUUCUCUGUAGUUGGGAUUUGUGAGAUGAAAUUAUUUAACUGA
Messenger RNA from Clarias gariepinus (North African catfish), 1428 nucleotides. RefSeq names its product C-type lectin domain family 4 member M-like. The record is from RefSeq and is a predicted model, not a curated record. Bases 1 to 1428 code for a protein of 475 amino acids. NCBI's taxonomy places the organism in Eukaryota, Metazoa, Chordata, Actinopteri, Siluriformes, Clariidae. The transcript is spliced from 7 exons.